Molecule: messenger RNA, 1558 nt
Organism: Daphnia magna
Lineage: Eukaryota; Metazoa; Arthropoda; Branchiopoda; Diplostraca; Daphniidae
Product: G-box-binding factor
Exons: 6
Coding region: 1-1356 (451 amino acids)
Source: RefSeq, a predicted model, not a curated record
AUGUCGACGCUCUACCAUAUUAAACGGCUUUCAGUCUACAUUAACUUGUACAGUAUGCAGCCUUUAAGAAUACUGGAACAGUGGAAUCACCACCAUUACCAGGCUAUACCAGAAUCGAGGCCUUUACUGAUGCAGCCAUGGCAGCAUGAAUUUGGCUGUCCCGUACCAAGACCACGUUCUUUCUCACUGGGUAGUCGCCCGACGGGCACUGAUUUGAUGCAAGUAUCGUCAAAACAGAUUUUCAACACAUCGCCCGUUAUUCUGCCUGUCGAUUCGAAUCAGAAUUAUUGCAGCAGUAGCAAGCCGAAAAAUCAUUCUAGAAAAUGUGGUUGGCUACUCGUUUUCCUAUUGUUGUUGAUUACUAGUUUAGUAAUCUUAGGAUGGUGGAAGUUACGUCAGUCGCCAUCGGCUAGCAUCGAUUCAGAUGCUCAAACAGAUCAGGUUCUUAUGUCAUCGAUGACCCAACAGCAACACCAAAAUCAACCACCUUUACCACCACCACCUCCACAAGAGUCAGUUUACCAUCCGUUACCACCUCCACCAGCACCUUUAAUCCCCCCCGGCAGUCAGCAACAAUAUUAUGCGCAGCAGCAACCACCAACUGGAUGGCAACAGCUUUCACCUCAGCAGCAACAACAAUACUAUCAGCACGUUCCUCCUGCUCCUUUGGAUGGUCAUCGCAAUUACCAGCAGCAACAACAAUACCAACAACCGUACGCUAAUCCUCAAUACGGCUAUCCGCAGCAAUAUCAACAACCCCACUAUGGCCAGCAGCAACAAGUUAAUCCACAUCAACAUCAUGUCCAACAGCACGUCAGUCAUCAACCUGAAAUUUCUCAUCAAGGAGAACAGGCACCGCGAAAAUCUUGGGUGAUGGAACAUGUAGACAAUCCGACGAUGCCAAUUCAAAAUGAUAUCCGACAUCAUCAACAGCAUCACCAACAUCCACAUCAACAUCAACAUCAACAUCCACAUAAACCUGAACAGGUCCAGCAGAGUCAGCAGUCUCAACGUAAACAUCCCCAACAAUCACCACCACCACCACCUCACGUUCAUCAACAAAAGCCGAUGGAGCCUGUUCUGAGUCGGCAGGAAGAACGAGCGAAAGCUAGAAAUCAGGCCAGGACGAUGAACCCGAUCAAGAACUCAACCAAAGUUCAGAACGACGACGACAUUUGGGAGGAGAAGCUGUCAGAGAAUCAAACCAUUUUUGAGGUACCCGUUGAACUAAAGUUACGUUUAGAACCGGCACAGUUUUCGUUCAGCGAGUCCGUCGUGGGUAAAGACGGAACGAUUUUCGUGACGUCUUUCGAAGACGACGAGGACGUCACUGUCGAAGUAAUUGAAGAUGCUUGAACAAAUCAUUGUAGCCCACUUGUGUAUACAUUUUGUAAGUAAGGAUUUUUAAGAAUGAGCGUGAUAAAUAGUUUUUAUUAAAUCCAUGUUCCAUACGAAGAAUGUAUAUUUUAAAUCAGAAAAUCUAUAUCAAGUUCAAAAUGUCGGAUCAAUAAAACACGUGAAUUGAAAAAACAAAAAUAAUAAACCAAGUUUCCAACUU